UUAGCUAAUAAAUUGGCGUUUUUAGUAUAAUCUGAAAUUUGCUCCUAUAUCUUGUUAAUUAUGUGCCUGCAAAUCUAUUUGCUCAUCAACAUCUGCUUUUGACAGUUAUCAGAUGUUUGAUGAGGAACGCGUUCUGUUGUUGUUUACGUUCCAGGGGAAAAUUUUCCGUGCAUUUAAAAGACCGGUGAUAGUGCAACAAGGAAACAGCAUCCGAUAAAAGAUGGACUCGCUGGAUACCGUGCAAAAGCACGAGCUGCCACCGACCAAUCAAAAGCGUAUGGUAGCAUUCAUCAACCAUUUCAUCGUAAGCACCGUUACAUUCCUAAACAAGUUCGCAUCCGACUGCGAGACGCGGUUCGUGGAUUACGAGCAAAAAAUUCAAAACCUAGAAGCUUCCCUCAUGAUCGUGGAAGCGAAACUGGCGUCAAUCGAUGUGCUAAAACAGCUGCCCGACAAUAGCUCGGCCGCCAAGGAAGACAACGCACGCACGAUUGAACCUCCCGCGAUAACAGACACCACCGAACCAGGGGCAGUAGAGGAGGAAAAAGAAUCUCAGAACCCCGAAAAGGACGCCCAGCCCGAUCCACCUGCCCCGGAGAAAGAUCCAAAGUAUGAGCCGUACUUUAAGAUGCUUCAUUUCGGGGUGCCACUCGGUGCUGUGAAAAACAAAAUCGCUUCCGAAGGCUUGGAUCCCAACUAUAUUGAUAGAUUUUUAUAAUAAUAGCAAGCAAUAAACCGUGUACGUUAGGUA
Anopheles stephensi (Asian malaria mosquito) is the source of this 751-nucleotide messenger RNA. It is a transcript of the gene CCDC53, whose product is annotated as WASH complex subunit 3. The record is from RefSeq and is a predicted model, not a curated record. Gene Ontology annotation, cellular component: WASH complex. Lineage: Eukaryota; Metazoa; Arthropoda; Insecta; Diptera; Culicidae. The transcript has 2 exons. Gene Ontology annotation, biological process: actin filament polymerization; exocytosis. The coding region runs from base 221 to 718 and encodes 165 amino acids.